CUGUUUUCUGCCAUUGUCGGUCUUUCUACGCGCUGAGACAGAGCGAAGGGAUGCCGUCUGGAGAAUACGAUUCUAAGCCCAGUUGGGCUGAUCAAGUUGAAGAAGAGGGCGACGAAGGUGAGGAGGACCUAGUCGGAAAAGGAACACUUCCAUCGCCCAAAGAGACAAUAAAAGGGAAUAUAAAAACUCUUACGGAGUAUAAGAUAGAUGAGGAUGGAAAGAAGGUUAAGAUUGUUCGCACCUUCAAAAUCGAGACCAGAAAAGCAUCAAAGGCUGUCGCCAGGAGAAAGAACUGGAAGAAGUUUGGAAAUUCUGAGUACGACGCGCCAGGACCGAAUGUGGCCACUACCACGGUCAGCGACGACGUCUUCAUGACCUUCAUUUCCAGCAAGGAGGAUCUGAAUAGCCAGGAUGACCAGGAUGAUGCAUUAAACAGGAUAAGGUGCCAGAAAAUCGUCUCCUGCCGGAUCUGCAAAGGCGAUCACUGGACCACCCGCUGUCCGUACAAGGACACCCUGGGGCCCAUGCAGAAGGAGCUGGCAGAGCAGCUGGGGCUGUCCACUGGGGAGAAGGAGAAGACCUCUGAGCCUGAGCCUGUGCAGCCAGCGCAGAGCAAGACGGGCAAGUAUGUGCCCCCCAGCCUGCGGGACGGAGGCACUCGCCGUGGGGAGUCCAUGCAGCCGAAUCGCAGAGCUGAUGACAAUGCCACGAUCCGUGUGACCAACUUGUCCGAGGACACCCGGGAGACCGACCUGCAGGAGCUCUUCCGGCCCUUCGGCUCCAUCUCCAGGAUUUAUCUGGCCAAGGACAAGAACACUGGCCAGUCCAAGGGAUUUGCCUUCAUCAGUUUCCACCGGCGUGAAGAUGCAGCCCGAGCCAUCGCUGGUGUGUCUGGGUUUGGCUACGAUCACCUGAUCCUCAACGUUGAAUGGGCCAAACCCUCAAACAACUAGAAUUGAAAGAUUCACACGUGUUUUAUCUCAAGAAGAACAGAAUGAAAAAGAAUGGCUAACCUAAAUCAAAAUUGGAAUAUGAAUAAAGAUGAAUAAAUAUAA
Messenger RNA from Lepisosteus oculatus (spotted gar), 1055 nucleotides. RefSeq names its product eukaryotic translation initiation factor 3, subunit G (gene eif3g). The record is from RefSeq and is a predicted model, not a curated record. Gene Ontology annotation, molecular function: RNA binding; translation initiation factor activity. Gene Ontology annotation, cellular component: eukaryotic translation initiation factor 3 complex; cytoplasm. Lineage: Eukaryota; Metazoa; Chordata; Actinopteri; Semionotiformes; Lepisosteidae.